UUUCGGCAGGAGUAUCUUAAAAGAUGAGCUUUUGGAGUUUCUGGGACCAAAAUGUUUCACCGAAUGGCGAGAUUGGAAACUUGUGCUGGCGGGAGGCUGCAGCGCGGCUGCUCUUUCAACAGGCGAUUUGUUCUCCUGUCUGUGGCUCAUUUCCAUGCAAAGAGCCUGACAUCAGAGCACCUUUUGUUGCUAAACGCUUUCUGUAGCUUGGAGGGGAGAGAGUCAUGUGGAGCUGGAAGAGCUCAUUUUGAAGAGAGGGGUCCCGGGGAGUUCCUUCCAAGCUCCGGAGGCACCACGGUCACCCCUGCGGGGCCCUGCCCAGACUUGCUGGCAGAAGUGAGUCGCGUGGCUUAGGGAGUCGGUCCCCGUCACAGGAAGAAACGCCUUCGCAGAGGAUUUAAUUGCUUCUGGCCUGCCAGUAAUCCCCGCUGUAAAACUCAGUGGUGCGAACUUUGCCUCCAGCUACCCUGUGGCCGCGCGCAGCCGGGGUGGGAAAGUUCCUGGAGUUGUCAGUAGCGCACCCCUCCGCCACCCAGAGCCGAGGUGCGGGAGCCUGCGAGGGGUCCCCGCGGGUUUGCUGGGGGAUGCAGCGCGGGGGCACGGCUCAGUGACGCGGCGGGCGGGGACCUGGCGCUGGGCCCGGCUGCACUCCUGCGAGGGGCGUGAGUGCUCCAGGGACUGGGACGCACCGCUCGCGUGCGGGACACGGUCAUGGAGGAUGCGGGAGCUGCCGCCCCAGGCCCGGAGCCUGAGCCAGAGCAGGAGCCCGAGCCAGAGCAGGAGCCCGAGACGGAGCCCGAGACGGAGGAGUCCGAGACGGGCGCCAGCAUGUCCAAGACGUUUUCCCGGCUCUGGGCCGAUGUGAUGGGCAUCCUGGACGGCUCCCUGGGCAACAUCGAUGACCUGGCCCAGCAGUAUGCAGACUAUUACAACACCUACUUCUCCGACGUGUGUGAGAGGAUGGAGGAGCUGCGGAAGCGGCGGGUCUCCCAGGACCUGGACGUGGAGAAACCCGACGCCGGCCCCACGUCACUUCAGCUGCGGUCCCAGAUCGAAGAGUCGCUGGGCUUCUGCAGCGCCGCGUCAACGCCAGAAGUGGAGAGAAAGAACUCCCUUCGGAAGUCAAACUCAGAAGACAGCUCCGUAGGAAAAGGAGAUUGGAAGAAGAAAAAUAAGUAUUUCUGGCAGAACUUCCGGAAGAACCAGAAAGGAAUAAUGAGGCAGACUUCAAAAGGAGAAGACGUGGGCUACGUGGCGAGCGAGAUAACCAUGAGCGAUGAGGAGCGGAUUCAGCUGAUGAUGAUGGUCAAGGAGAAGAUGAUCACCAUUGAGGAGGCACUGGCUCGGCUCAAGGAGUACGAGGCCCAGCACCGGCAGCCAGCCGCCUUGGACCCUGCCGACUGGCCCGACGGUUCCAGCCCCACGUUCGACGGCUCGUCCAACUGCAACUCAAGAGAACAAUCGGAUGAUGAGACCGAGGAGUCGGUGAAGUUCAAGAGGUUACACAAGCUGGUGAACUCCACUCGCAGAGUGAGGAAGAAACUGAUCAGAGUGGAAGAAAUGAAAAAGCCCAGCACUGAAGGCGGGGAGGAGCCUGCCCCGGAGAACUGCCCCGCCCUGGACGAGAGGUCCGCCCUCUACUCCGGAGUGCACAAGAAGCCGUUUUUCUUCGACGGCUCUCCCGAGAAACCUCCGGAAGAUGAUUCCGACUCUGUCGCCACUUCUCCAUCGCUGAGCAACCUGGAGACCUGGGGAGCUGGGCGGAAGUUGGUCAAAACCUUCAGCAAAGGAGAGAGCCGGGGCCUCAUUAAGCCCCCCAAGAAGAUGGGGACCUUCUUCUCCUACCCAGAAGAAGAAAAGGCCCAGAAGGUGUCCCGCUCCCUGACCGAGGGCGAGAUGAAGAAGAGUCUGGGGUCCCUGAGCCACGGGAGAACCUGCAGUUUCGGAGGGUUUGACCUGACCAAUCGCGCCCUGCACAUCGGCAGCAAUAACUCUGACCCGCUGGGCAAAGAAGGAGAUUUCGUGUACAAGGAAGUCAUCAAAUCACCCACUGCCUCCCGCAUCUCUCUUGGAAAGAAGGUCAAGUCAGUGAAAGAGACGAUGAGGAAGAGGAUGUCUAAAAAGUACAGCAGCUCCGUGUCUGAGCAGGACACGAGCCUCGAUGGAAUGCCGGGCUCCCCUCCCGUCUCCCAGCCUGACGUUGAACACGUGGACAAGCCCAAGCUCAAGGCCGGCGGUUCUGUGGAGAGUCUGCGGAGUUCUCUGAGCGGACAGAGCUCGAUGAGCGGUCAGACAGUGAGCACCACCGAUUCCUCGACCAGCAACAGGGAGAGCGUCAAGUCGGAAGACGGCGACGACGAGGAGCCGCCCUACCGGGGCCCCUUCUGCGGGCGUGCCAGGGUGCACACGGACUUCACACCGAGCCCCUAUGACACGGACUCGCUGAAGCUCAAGAAAGGAGACAUCAUCGAUAUCAUCAGCAAACCACCCAUGGGCACCUGGAUGGGCCUGUUGAACAACAAGGUGGGCACCUUCAAAUUCAUCUACGUGGACGUGCUAAAUGAGGAGGAGGAGAAGCCCAAGCGCCCCACCAGGAGGAAGAGAAAAGGAAGACCACCCCAGCCCAAGUCUGUGGAGGAUCUCCUUGACCGGAUUAACCUGAAAGAGCACAUGCCCACCUUCCUGUUCAACGGAUAUGAAGAUCUGGACACCUUCAAGCUCCUGGAGGAGGAAGACUUGGAUGAGCUGAACAUCAGGGACCCGGAACACAGAGCGGUUCUCUUGACCGCAGUGGAGCUGUUACAGGAGUAUGACAGUAACAGCGACCAGUCGGGGUCCCAGGAGAGGCUGCUGGUGGACAGCCAGGGCCUGAGCGGAUGCUCCCCGCGAGACUCAGGAUGCUACGAGAGCAGCGAGAACCUGGAAAAUGGCAAGAACCGGAAAACUGGCCUGCUGUCUGCCAAGUCACCCGCCGAGUCCAGCUUGAAGGCCUUCGGCAGGAGUCAGCCGGGCAACUACCCGACCUUGCCUCUCCCGAAGUCGAAGUCGGCGGACGUGCGGACGCCGGGGCAGGAGAGCAGGCUGGGCCGUGGCCUGGCCCCUCCUCGCACUCUCAAGCACGGCGACCCGCCGUGCGCGACCGGCUCGAGCAAAAACCGGAGAAGCCUCCCCGUGUCCAUCUGCCGCAGCUGCGAGACCCUGGAGGGCCCCCCGCCGGGGAAAGCCUGGCCCCGAUCCCACUCCCUGGACGACCUCCAGGGGGAGCCCGAUGCUGGAACGGACGUGCCUCGUGCGGCGGCGACGGAGCCCUCCCCUCAGAUUGCACCGCAAGUGCCACAGAAGACAGCCCCCUCCGCCACCAAGGUCCCCAGCCCCAGACGAGAUUCUGCCGUUGACAAUGCAUUGCUACUGACCCAAAGUAACCGGUUUUCUGACCCUCAGAAAACGACUACUAAGAAACUGGGCGGCGGCUCGGGUGCAGCCCCUUCACGGGGCCUGUCGCCUCCCCCGUGUUUACCCAAAAACCCUGAUGCUCAGCCCCCCGGGGUCAGACCCAGUGCAGCGAGGACUGCUCUUGAGGGCCACCGGAAAGGACUCGACUUUGAAGGAAGCUGUCACCCCCCGGGCACCAAAGAAGGUGAGCAGAGGGGCCCUGAGGCCAAGCCGCCUGCCAGACACCCCUCGCAGCCUCCGCCUGUCCCUGCCAAGAAGAGCCGAGAGCGCCUGGCCCUGGCCAACGGCCUGCCCCCCGGCCCCCCGGGCCCCAGCGCACCGUGCCUGCCCCUGAAAAAGGGCGGCUCCGGCGGCCCCAGCGACUGCCACUCACCGCAGGCUUCGAGACCUCCCUCCAGGCAGGAGCCCAGCAGCCCUCCGAGCUCGAGGCCGCCGCCCUGGCUCUCCGAGCUGCCCGAGAGCGCGAGCCUCCAGGAGCACGGCGUGAAGCUGGCCCCGGCCCUGACCCGGAAGGUCUCCUGCGCCCGGGGGGUGGACCUGGAGAUGCUCACUGAAGACAAGUUGCGCGCUGAAGGCAUCGAUCUCACCGAGGAACCGUAUUCUGACAAGCACGGCCGCUGCGGGAUCCCCGAAGCCCUGGUGCAGAGAUACGCCGAGGACCUGGAGCAGCCCGAGAGGGACGUCGCCGCCCACAUGGACCAGGUCCGGGUGAAGCUGCUCCGCAAGCAGCACCGCAUGGCGAUCCCGAGCGGCGGGCUCACGGAGAUCUGCAGGAAGCCCCUCUCCCCCAGUUGCAUCUCGUCCGUGUCCGACUGGCUGGUCUCCAUCGGCCUGCCCAUGUACGCCAGCGCCCUCACGGAAGCGGGGUUCAGCACCCUGGGCCAGGUGCCUUCUCUGUCCCACACUUGCCUUCAGGAGGCCGGCAUCACAGAGGAGAGACACAUAAGCAAGCUCGUGUCAGCGGCCAGACUCUUCAAGCUGCCGCCGGGCUCCGAGGCCCUGUAGCCGGGCCCGGAACGGACCUCCCUGGAUGAGAGCCACCCUUUCACUGUGCUUACGAUGCCAACGCAGUCCCUCCUUCCCCGGACAAGCGGACCAGAUCCAGAGGAGCAGCCCAGAGUGCCGCUGAACAGCUCGGAGCCUUGGCAUAGGACCGAGGGACCCUCUCUUUCCCAGAAAAGCCCCUUUGCGGAAAUUGGUGUGGUUCUCUUCAAAACCCCCCAAAGAAAAGACAAGCACUUAUUUUUGUUUCCAGAACAGAGUAGAACUAAGAUGCCAACUUGCCACAAAUGCUGUGCCUCCGGUCUGUCUUGGUGCACUGGGGAGAGGGCUGGGGGCGGAGGGAGGGGCAGCCUGUUUCGUUUCUGAGGAUAGUGCCCUUGACCUUCUGCCUGUCACCCUGCAGGAUACCCGAGGGCCAGACAGGCUUAGCUAGGCCAAAGUAACAGACUCGGGAGUGAUUGUAAACACAGUUGACGUGCUCAUUGGUUCAAAAGUAAGAAAAUCUGUCUGCACUAGGGGGAAAAAAAUGGUCCUAUUCUCCUUUAGAUAAACAAGAGACGUUUAAAUAAUUGCUUUCUAGCAAUCAGCUUUUAUUUGCCUUAAUAUGAGCUUUUAAGCAGUUGUCUAACUAGUGUUCACUACCCUGUAACCAUAGUUCCAGAUCUUCAGCUUCAACUGCCAUCUAACACGUCUGGGUGUUUCCAGCAAAGAAAACGGGCUCUUCUGAUGAUCUCGUUCUGACAUGGCUCACUUUAUAGGAGUGUUUAUCGGGCGCAGAGUUCACGCUGGCGUCCACUUGUUAAACCGAUUCCAAAAUCCAGUGAAAAACUAUCUGAAAUUCACCAGGCUAUCAUGUGUGUACAUGUGAGUGUUUGGGGGGGAGCUGUGGGUGUCUAUAGUAACUGCCUUUCAUUGGAAUGCGUUCUGUGUCCUCACCCUGCUGGUCGCCGUGGUGCACACGGUGCUGACUUGGGCUCCUGACGGCCCCGCCCCCGUGUCCCGCCCUCGGUCCCGCCCACAGAUCGCCUUCGAGGAGCGGCCGUGUAAGGCUGAGUUGUCCAGAAAGACCUUUUCAAAAAGGGAAUUAGUUUAAGAGAGGUUUUUAAGGUUUUUCUUCAGUUUUACAAUUAGGAUAUUGUUUUUCUCCUUUUCUUAUUUAGGUAGUUCUUUUAAUCCAAAUAAAGGUUCCUUUUGGAGCCAGACAGACCACCUUAGCUAUGUAUUAAGUGUUUGCAUAUCUUCCAUGGUUUCCCACUGAUUUCAGCAUAGUCUGUCCUCUCUUAGUCUUGUGUCUGACUUCCUAGCAACAUGACAUUUAGACAACUAAACCGGCGAGGUUUCCAUUGCUUACAAAAUGAUUUGGCUUUAUGUUCGUAUCAUGAGCACUAUUCCAAGCCUCGAAUGUGAUUCUUUACAAUAGAAACACUUUGAACACAAAGCCUUGAUCGAAAGUUCUUUAGUAUUUUAUCUACUCACUAAAACAAAUGAUUUCCCUCAGGGAAAAAAAAAACAGCGUGGUUUCAUUAAUUACAAAGCCAUCUUUAGCCUUUGCUUUAUAUACUUAUAUCCAUGUUUCUGAGG
Molecule: messenger RNA, 6036 nt
Organism: Phyllostomus discolor (pale spear-nosed bat)
Lineage: Eukaryota; Metazoa; Chordata; Mammalia; Chiroptera; Phyllostomidae
Gene: SASH1
Product: SAM and SH3 domain containing 1
Exons: 20
Coding region: 712-4458 (1248 amino acids)
Molecular function (GO): protein binding
Source: RefSeq, a predicted model, not a curated record